AUGGCCAUCCCAAUCUCGACGGAGGAGAAGACGGUGCUGAUUGAACACGUCGACGCAGACAUUGUCAAGAUUGUCUUGAAUCGGCCGAAAGCACUGAACGCCAUAAAUGCCGACCUUCUCCAAGAUCUCGUCAAGGCUCUUCGAAACGUUGCCGGCUCAAAAGUCAUCAUUCUCGAAUCCGCUGGCGACCGAUCAUUCUGCGCAGGAGAGGAUCUCAAGCAAACCCUGGCACCGAAGACAGGCUCUCCUGAAGAAUUGAGGACCGCUUUUGACCUGCUCCAAGACAUUACUCGACUUACAAGCUGCUCACAGUCUGUGGUCAUUUCGGCUGUCCAGGGAUUCGCAAUAGGAGGUGGUGCAGAGAUCGCCUUGGCCGCGGACUUUGUUAUCGGGGGACCUGGCGCACAGUUCAGAUUCCCAGAAGUGCCUAUCGGGCAUGCUGCCACGGGCGGGAUCACUCUUCGAUUGACGCAACUGGUAGGGCUUCUGCAAGCGAAGAGAUUGCUCCUCAGGGGUCAGUUCAUCAAAGCAGAUGAGGCUGCACGACUAGGAUUGCUCACUGAACUUGUGGAUGACCCCAAGGCGCGGGCCCUCGAGCUUGCUCACGAAAUUGCAAAGAUGCCCACUGUGUCUUUGGCUGGUUCCAAGACAUCCCUCGAACGUUCCGUGUUCCCGCACAUGGAAGUCUCUCUGCAGGAUGAAGUCAACGUAGCAAGCUACUGCUUUGCGCAAAGCGACGCGGCCAAGGCGUUCACGGACUUCGCAUCAAGGAAAGCUGUCAAGCACGGAAGUGCCAUGACCACGACAAACGCAGUCCGCAAGCAUGGAGAUGCAACCAAGACUACCAAUGGUAUCGUCGGCGCUCAAGUGUCGUCGAGUAUCCGGGAUAUCAACACAGCGUUGAAACACGCUGUAUCCUCAUUUCCAACUUCAACUUUCAUACGCUUUUCUGGCCGGGAUACGAGUUUCCAGCAGUUCGAUACCUUGACCGCGAAGCUUGCCGGAGGGCUCAGCAGCCUUGGCAUUGGUCCCGGAGACAGAGUGCUUGUGAUGAUGAGAAACAGCCUUGAGAUGGUGACCAGCUGGCUAGCAACGAACCGGUUGGGAGCGACCUGGGUUCCGAUAAACGUCCAAUUGAGGUCGGUGACCCUCAAGCAUGUCAUUGAAUCGGCCGAGCCAAAACUGGUCAUCGUUGACGCGGAUCUACGCUCUGAGAUUGAGGUUCUUAAAUUUCUCGACCCGAAGAUGCUGUGGAUCAACGGUGAACAGACCGGUCCUACCAGCAUAGCUUCGCUCUACGAGCAGGGCUCGGCGAUGACGGAUCCCGCUGAUGUUUUACCCGGCACCCCUUCAGCUUUCCUGUUCACAAGUGGCACCACCGGCAGAUCCAAACCGUGCAUCUUAUCCCAUGAAUACUUCAUCAUACAAGCCAAAACGCUGAUCGAAGGGUGUGGACUGAAUGGAGACGAUGUUCUCUACUGCCCUUUCCCACUGUUCCAUGCUGAUGCCACCGCGCUCACCACCAUCCCUGCACUCCUUCUAGGCGCGGUCGCGGCACUCUCUGUCCGUUACAGCGCCAGUAAGUUCUGGGACGAGAUUCGAACGACCAACGCAACGGUGUACGAUUUCAUGGGUGCAACGUUGGCAUUGACGUAUAAACAACCUCCGUCAGACAAAGACAGAGAUCACAGAGUUAGAUUGGCUUGGGGCGUGCCGAUGCCUAGCUUUGCAAGUGAUUACGAACAGCGCUUCGGACAUCGUCUCAUCACAUUGUACGGCAGCGUCGAGGCCAGCUUGCCGGUAUUCCAGGACGGCGAACUAGCUCCGGGUUCCUGCGGCAAACUGCGCAAGGGUUACCAGCUGCGCAUUGCCGACGAGAUGGAUGAGGAGCUCCCGCCAAACACCGUGGGACACAUCUUGCUUCGAAGUGACGUCCCCACUGCGUUCUUUCAGGGCUAUUACAAUGACGCUGCCAGUACCCUUGCUGCGUUUUCGAACCUAUGGCUUCACACGGGCGACAAAGGCAAGGUGGACGAACAAGGCAAUGUAUACUUUGUCGGGCGAGUCAAGGACGUCAUCCGCAGGAGAGGGGAGAACAUCAAUGCAUCAGAACUGGAGGAAGAGUUUUUGCGACACCCUGAUGUGGUGUUGGCAGCUGCCUAUGGAAUCCCGUCCGAACUUGGGUCAGGCACGGAAGAAGACGUCAAGGUGGUGGUCAAGAUACGUGAGGGAAGCUCUAUCUCAGAAAGAGACCUCUGGGAGUGGUCAGUCAAGCAUAUGGCUCGUUUUCAAGUUCCCAAUGUGGUUGAGAUCACGCAGGAUAUCAGGAGGACACCCACAGGAAAGAUGGAGAAGCAUGGUCUGAGUGUGGCGGGAGGGCAGAGGUUCGACCUGCGUCAGAGAUGA
Exophiala spinifera is the source of this 2406-nucleotide messenger RNA. RefSeq lists its product as uncharacterized. Lineage: Eukaryota; Fungi; Ascomycota; Eurotiomycetes; Chaetothyriales; Herpotrichiellaceae. Bases 1 to 2406 code for a protein of 801 amino acids. The record is from RefSeq and is a predicted model, not a curated record. Gene Ontology annotation, biological process: fatty acid metabolic process. The transcript has a single exon. Gene Ontology annotation, molecular function: medium-chain fatty acid-CoA ligase activity.